AUGAAUACGUUUUUCAUAAGAAAACUAGGUUUAUGGCGGCGCGGCAGCGUGGUGGUGUGCGUGCCUGAGGCGCGGCGAUUGGCCGCCGCGUGGCUGUGUGCGUGCGCGCCCCCGCUCGGCCUCUCGCCAUACCUACCGCGCGCCGGCGCGCCGCCACACACUCACACAUGCGCGCGCGCUCUACAACCUGCGCCCGAUAUUUAUAUUCUCACAUUUAUUUUGAAAAUGUCAUUUUUUUUUCGGGAUAACACAUGUAUAUACCUACUCUAA
Molecule: messenger RNA, 270 nt
Organism: Arctia plantaginis
Lineage: Eukaryota; Metazoa; Arthropoda; Insecta; Lepidoptera; Erebidae
Source: the annotation of a GenBank genome assembly